Emericellopsis atlantica is the source of this 660-nucleotide messenger RNA. RefSeq names its product ribonuclease E inhibitor RraA/Dimethylmenaquinone methyltransferase. Bases 1 to 660 code for a protein of 219 amino acids. The transcript has 3 exons. The record is from RefSeq and is a predicted model, not a curated record. NCBI's taxonomy places the organism in Eukaryota, Fungi, Ascomycota, Sordariomycetes, Hypocreales, Bionectriaceae.
AUGUCUGCUGCAAAGAGUCUCAAACUGUUGAACAGAUUUACGAGCUGCGAUAUUGGCGAUGCAUUGGUCAAGCUCAAAGUUCCCAAUGGCGGAUUCCUUGAUGGAAUCCGCCUGUUCUCGCCUGCCAACAAUGGUCGUAUCAUCGGGCCCGCCGUUACAGUGAAGAUGGUUGAGUCUAGCGACAGCUCAGCCCCAAGGUUAGACAAGCACUUCGUCGAUCACAACCAAGAGGGCGUCAUCAUGUACAUUCAGCAACCCAAGGGGCUUCCUUCCGCGUGCUGGGGUGGUUUGAUGUCUACUAGGGCGCAAUUCCUUGGCACCAAAGGUGUUGUGAUUGACGGGCGCAUGAGGGAUGUCAAUGAGCAUAGGGGCAUGAAAUUUCCUGUAUUCGCCCGCGGUAUCUCCAUCCUUGGCUCAAACACGUUCACAAGAGCCUCUACUGUUAACGAGCCUCUUCAAUUUAAGGAUGACUUGUGGGUCAAUCCUGGCGAUCUGCUCGUGUGUGACGAUGAUGGCUGUGUCGCAGUGCCGCUGUCGUUGGUUGAUAAGGUUGCUGAGCUUUGUGAAGCCCGGGCCGAAGUGGAUGAGAUUACGUUUGAUAAACUUCGCAAAGGGGAAGAAAUGGGCGAACUUAUCCAGACCAUUCGUAAGGAUAAGUAG